AUGGCCAAGACUAAAGAUCUAUCGGCUCAAAGCGAUCCUAAUCCCAUCAACCCAGGUGGCCCUGAAUCUUUACCGCGCGCCAAUACCUGGCAUGGUCUUCCCGGCAUCAAACGACCAGAUUCACCUGUAGAUGCCGCGCCCGGUGAGCCCAAGAAGGCUAUUGUCGAGUCGCCUGCUGUUCAUCGACCUCCCAAGUCGCCUGAAGAUUACUGCGGUCCGUACUUGCAAUUUGUUGGCACGCGCGAUGGGAGUUGGUUCGGUUCUGCUUUGUUGUUGCGGCAUAAGCAUUUGGCGUUGCCUGUUUUCACCAUGAAGACCGAGGAUGGCGCAAAGGUACAAGAGCCAAGAUGGGAGACAUUGUAUGAAGACAUGUUUGGUAUGACUUGCUGGAGAUUGCAUCUUGAGGUUGAGACGUUGUCUGGUAUUGGCGAGACGACCGUUUCUUGGCUUUGUACAUGGCCGCAUGAGGAGAAGGAAGAUUUCACCGAGAAGGGCCGGUUUGUGGUGCCUCACCAAGAUGGUGUCUGGCGCGGCGGCUUCUUCAGCUGUAAUGGCUUCGAUGCCACUGUUCCAACUAACUUGGCACAAUCGCUCACUUACACACAGGUCUGGAACCAUCUUGGCUCUGUUCAUCUCGAAAAACCCAUGCAUCUGCUCAUUUGGGGCGGAGACCAAAACUAUAUUGACAACAUCUUUGACGAUAUUCCCUUCCUGAAGCGCUGGGUCGAGAUGGACUGGAAUACAAAGUGGCAACAUGAAUUCAGUCAGAAGACUGAAGAAGAAGUCUGUCGCUACCACAUGUACAUGGCAUUGGAAAAUUGGGAACGACCAGAGGUCAAGCUGGCCCUUGCCAACAUCCCUAGUCUGAUGAGCUGGGAUGACCAUGACAUCUUCGACGGCGCAGGAUCAUACCCACCUCUGCUCCAUGACUCGCCUGUCAUGAUGGGACUCUUCAUCUGUGCACAGCGAUAUAGGCUGCUGUUCCAGCACCAUACGACGCCAGAGCUCGCACGCUCACAUCAGUUGUUUGGUUACAAGGGUCACAACCAGAUCAUUCAAUGCGGACCCAAGCUCAGCGUCCUUCUGACUGAUGGCCGCACAGAGCGAACCCCGGAAACCAUUCAAGAUGAUAGGACCUGGAAAGAGACAUUCGACAGGCUCGAUGCUCAGAUUCCGCAAACCACGCAGCAUCUGCUUGCCGUCUUUGCUGUUCCCCUAUCCUUUGUUCGCAUCCGUUUUGCAGAAAGCGUGUUUGAGCGUCUUAAGAAUGCACCUCACAUAGUGCGACAACUACCUUUGGUGAAAUCAACCAAUUCCAUCUUUGGCUUGCCAGAGCUGUACGACGAUUUGUUGGACGAAUGGACUCACGAGAACCACAUCAAGGAACGCAACUCUGCGAUUGCCAACUUCCAGAAAUUUGCAGAGAAGCGUCAGUGCCGAGUCACUUUCUUGUCUGGCGAUGUUCAUUGCUGCGGCCUAUCACGAUUCCGAACAAAGCCAUCACACAAAAACGACGAGUCACUCACCCCGGUAGCUGAUCCAAGGCUCAUGUAUCAGAUCAUCUCCUCUGCCAUCGUCAAUAUGCCCCCGCCACGCAAUGCCCUCCGAGCUUACCACUACUUCAAGAUGAAGUGGCACUUUGAUGGCACUGAGGAGGAGCUACUCAACUACUUCGAGCGACGGCCCGAGGGUGGCCGUAAAUUGAGACACCAAAAGUUACUCCCGAACCGCAACUGGUGUCACUUUUCACUCGUGGGUCCGACACCGCCAGAGCCAUCGCCUGGUGGUAUGGCUGGCUUGCGACUCAAUCAAGCAGAACCUGUUGUGCCACGCACCCUCAUCAAUGGCGUAGCAAACGGCGAGCUGCCAGCCAAUGUUGCUGGUGUGGAUGGAUCGCAUCAAGUCCGUUCAAGUGCGAAUGGGCCAGACUUUUGGCGUCACCACUGGCCUUUCACAAAGCAUCAUCCCUACCCAAGCAGUCUAGGACCUACCUCUGAUGAAAGUGGUCUUGGUGGCGGUGAGCCAAGAAUCCAUAAACACUCGGGCGGUCGUUUCUGCAGACACGGCAAGCAUGGCGGUAUUGAACGCCAUGAAGACUUUGGUCGUGGGCUCGAGGGUGACUUGCGCAUCAGGCUCUGGGUCGAGUCGAGUCUCAAGACGGACAAGGGACGCAAGUUUGCCUCGUAUGAGGUUGUUGUGCCACCUGUUUUACAAGUUGGACAUGCAACGAAGUAG
Molecule: messenger RNA, 2235 nt
Organism: Protomyces lactucae-debilis
Lineage: Eukaryota; Fungi; Ascomycota; Taphrinomycetes; Taphrinales; Protomycetaceae
Exons: 2
Coding region: 1-2235 (744 amino acids)
Cellular component (GO): membrane
Source: RefSeq, a predicted model, not a curated record